Molecule: messenger RNA, 1626 nt
Organism: Linum tenue
Lineage: Eukaryota; Viridiplantae; Streptophyta; Magnoliopsida; Malpighiales; Linaceae
Source: the annotation of a GenBank genome assembly
AUUUUCAACUCAUUUUCACAAUAAAUAAAAUAAAUAAAAUAGGAACAAAUUAUUAUAAAUAUCAUUUUACCACAACCGACCACAUUUCCCCUGCCGUCAUCGUCAUGUUCUCACCGCAGUCGUCGCCCCACCCACGGAUCUCCGCCCCUCUCUUCCACUCCUCUCUGUCCGCGCAAAAUCUCCGUCGAUUCAACUCGCUCAUCCUCCUCCUCCUCCUCCUUCCCCCUCUCUUCCUCCAUCUUCCCGCUCAUCACCAACUCCCGGGACUCCGACAGCCCCUCCUGGCGCGACUUGGACGCCUUUAAAUCAGAACAGCGACAACGGAGGCAGGAUGAGGACGGCGGCGAGUUAAGGGAAGAGUCGAUCGGAGAUUUUGAGGUUCUAAUGGUUGAGGUCGCGGCGGAGAAGAAGGGAAAUAAGGAUUGUUUCCUGGUGAAGCUGGAGAAUGAUUUGGACUAUUUUAAAGCUCUCACAGAUGGUCCAUGGGUAAUCUAUGAUCAUUAUCUGGUUGUGCAACAGUGGACUCCUUCCUUUCGUGUAACAGACAAACUCCCAAGCUCCAUGGUUGUUUGGGUUCAGUUCCCGGGUUUCCCCGUUCAUUUCUACCACAAGGAACUUUUGUUUACGCUGGGGAACAUGAUUGGCAGGGCAAUCAAGCUUGACUUCCACACGGCUAAUCAGCAAAGAGCGAAAUUUGCUCGAAUGGCGGUGGAGGUAGACCUGUCUAAACCUCUAGUCCCCCGAAUUCGGCUGGAUGGCAAGUGGCAAAAAGUUGAGUUCGAGAACCUUCCCAUCGUUUGCUUCGAAUGUGGCAAAAUUGGGCAUACAAAGCUAAACUGCCCGACUCUCUCACAAGCUCUUACCGUCGCUACUCAGUCCGGUACGCCUUCACCGCCGUCGGUCGCUGCGGCCGUAGUUUCAUCGGAAGAUCCAGCCGGCUUCGGACCUUGGAUGCUGGUGUCAAGGAAAUCCCGCCGAAAUUCUCGCGAUCCCCCUAAACAAGGUAAGUCGGAGCCAAUAUUGGUAAGUCAUAACGGGAAAGAAAGGGGGAAUUCAGGGAAAGAUGAAGCGGUGGCUAAGGUGGAAAAGGUGGGAGCGGCGCCUCAGCUAUCUGGGAGGAGUCAGGGGAAAGUUCUAAAUGGCCAUAAUUCUAACCUAGGGAAGCAAAAGGGGAAAUCGGCUGGGGACAAGGGCAAAGAACGUAAAGGGAAGGAGAUCGUGGACAUGGAGGUGAAUAGGAUUUUGGGGCCUGCUCCAAAGCCCCUUGUGAUUGGACAGCCCAAGCCCACCAUCAAUAGCAAUAACAAGGAGGCCUCGUCCUCUAAACAGAUCCCGAGACCAGCUAAAGAAGCCCGACCCAACGAGAAGAAUCAGAGGCAGGAACUGAACGUCUCCAGUAAAGGGAACGGGGUCAACAUUCAAAUUGUGGAGGUCAAACCUUAUGAGCUGCCUCCACCCCGAACCAUCGAUCACUCUGUCCCGUCGGCGGUUUCAAGAACUAAACAAAAGAAGGGAAAAAAGAAAACAGAUCAGCGAAUGGAUAGGGAAGACUCAAUCGGAAGAGGGGAAGAAGGAGGAUGCGGCGGCAGGGGGAAUUGCGAUGGAUUCGGCGGCGGUCAACAUUGA